AGAAAUUCUGAGGCCUAGGAAGUCGUCUGUCAUGAGAUACAGUACUGUCACGGUGACAGUAGCGUCCUGCCAAAAAGUGGAAAGCUGACGAAAAAGAAUAAUCGAACAAAUAACGAAUAAUCAGGUACUACCUGACAAUCAUAUCCCGCUAAGAGCAUCAACGUGAACAUGAGGCUGUUAACGAUUGGCUUCUUCGUCGUUCUUCAUUUUAAUAUUCAGACAGGACAGGCUAUAGACUGUUUCAAAUGCGUCUCCGAGGGCGGUAACAAUAAAGCCUGCGACGAUCCUUUUCACAAUAAUGGAAGUCUUGGAUUUUUGGAAUCUCCUUGUCAGGGCGGACGGAAGGGACGAGACGGACCGUUUCCCGCCACUGCUUGUAUUAAACUCGCUGGAGUUUUUGCUGAAACUGGCAGCACCCUCACGAUAAGAGCAUGUGCACUCGACAGUGGAACUUUGACAACCGAUUCUGAAAUAAUCAGAAUGUCUCAUUGCGGUGGAUUUUACUACAACGACAAAUACGUUCGCGGAUGCGUCCAAUCCUGUAGCGACGCCGACGCCUGCAACGCGUCCCGACGCCAUUCCAUAUCCUUUUUACUGGCAGCAACAAUUCUGGCAGUUCAUCUACAAGGAGCUCGAAGAUUUUCUUGAGAAAGUUCAUAAGGGAUUGAUAUAAGUUUUUCUUUUUCUUAUCUAAAAUCGCCAUGUAGUUAAUCCAAUGAUGACACAACGAUUGUACAUAAAUACCAUACUGCCUUGCUAAACGAAUUUACAAUUAGACGCUAUUUUAAUCUUAAUGGCAGAUUUUAAAAUUUGGAUAAAGUGCAAUAUACAAUGUAAGAAGGGCCUCGAUUUUAACGGCAAACCUGACAAUCUCCAUUCUCAACCAAUUGAAAAAAAAAUUAACACUAACCAAACGAGAUCUAUGAUUUUUAGUGAUUUUUCUCGUAUCUCUGAAGCUGCGACUGCUGUCAGAGUUCAUGAUUAUUUCUGUAAUCUUAAUUUCAUAAUGGUGUUCCAACCAACGAUUUUACAAAGAUCGGUUAUAUGCUUAAAUAUAGUUGAAUGCGCAAUCCUCUUUCACAUACGAAACACUGUGCUAAUGGGUAAACACAAACAUGUCAACACGCAAACGCGUUACAUUAAGGUUCACUUAAAAUACUCUACAUAGUUUCAUAUUUCAUACGAUAGUACUGUAUUAUUCUAGUAUACAGUAUUUUAUAUAUAUAACCGUGAAUAUCGCUUUGCAGACGCAUUCAGUUUAAAUUAAUCAAAUGGUUUGAUUACAGUGUAUUUUAAUAAGACUAUCGAUAAAGUUUUUAGCGUUACGCAAAUCAGGUAUAUACUUAAGUACUGAUAGCAAAGCUAUGGUAUUUCGAAUAUAUGUAUUAUUUAUGUUUUCAAUUAACGAUUGAUUUUUAUUUUUAUAUAAAAUGAACUUUGCAUUUGUAUUACCAACGUUAAUAUACGAAUUAAUUUAUAUCAGUUCAUACGUGUUCGAAACACCAACUGACCUUCGUGAUUUUGACAAAAAGACGAAUUGGCAGCUCCUAUGUGUAAUUCAAUUUAAUAAUGCCGAUAGUCGUCUAUUCACGCGACAAUCACAGGGUUGGCAACGUUUGCGUGUCGCGGGGGCAAAAUUAAAAAAGCCUAUAAAGAAAUCGAAAUUUGCCAGUAAGUGUCCGUCGGCCGUUUGGAUUUGUGGGGUAAACGGAUUUUGAGAAAAAAAAGAUCGUACAAGUGAGCUAAUGGGAAAUCUACAUAUUGACCAAGAACAGACAGUCGAUUUUGACGAGUCGUUCGACGCUAUGAAAAUUAUACGACAAAUUUUGGAUUCCCUGUCACUGAACUGCGACGACACUUCGAAUUCCUAUUCUGCAUUGAUAAUAGCAGUCUUGUGGAUAGCCGUUCUUAAAAUCUAUAGCAACUGGUUCCUCCAGGUAAUUUUUGACUUCAAACAAUUUUUUUCAAAAAUUAUAUCGGCAAGUUCACAUCCAAAAAUCUCUUAUAAAUGUCUAACAAUAAAGUCCGUUGUGAACUUAAAAUUUUCAAAAGUUCCAAAAAAAUAAUGUAUACCUACAGUCGGUAAAGAAACCUGUGUACAAUACGCAAAUUCCAAACGAAAACUACGAUGUAACUUUUACUUACAAUUGUAACUACACUUAUCAAAUAUCUUAAUUCCACGUUCUCACUAAAAAAAAUAAAUACUUAACCUUCGCUAUCCGUAAGGCCAAUGCUGAAGGAAUAAAAAAAAUUUCCACAAAUUAUCAAUCAAUAGUCAUCGAACGAUAUCGGAGCGGAGAGUUCAGAGAACCUGUUUCCACUAUUGCGUAUCGUAAAAAGCUGACCUUUCAAAUCCAUUCGCCGCACUGGACGACUAUCGUUAUUAACAUUAUGCACAGCGUAUAAAUUAUCCGCAGUUCAAUUUCUUAAUAUUAUUCUCUUGCUCAUUAGGGUGCGUAUUAUCUUCGUGACGUGUCUGUAGAAGUCAUACAGAUAAUACUUAACGCCGUGGAAGGAACUAUUAAAGUUGUCACUGGAAUAUCAUUCAUGAGCUUUGAGUACCUUGCAUCAAUUUCUAUUGUCAUCCUUCUGUGGGUCGGAGCCACGAAAAUGGUGAUCAACAUUGCCAAAAAGAGGCCACGAAACGUGCGAAUUUCCAAAAAGUAUAGACACUCUCGCAUAACUCUAUCAUGAUAAUGAAUUGUAAUUCUACCAAACAAGUUAAACCUCACGUUAUACUGGAAGAUCAAAAGUAUUGGUCAUACGGUGUCCGUGCCGUUACCCUACAUAUAUUAUUUAUAACUAACGUGACUUAAUUUUACGUAUCAGUCGCUGUCCAUUGAAAAAUAUAUAAAAGUCAUUGUAUCGUUAAUUAAUUCUCUUGCUCUCGGGUGAUCAUAUUUAUAUACAACGUUUAUUAUUUUAUAACAAUGUGUAAAGCGGUAUAUCAAAUACAAUUACACGUUUAAUUUA
Messenger RNA from Cephus cinctus (wheat stem sawfly), 2973 nucleotides. RefSeq lists its product as uncharacterized. The transcript is spliced from 5 exons. The record is from RefSeq and is a predicted model, not a curated record. Lineage: Eukaryota; Metazoa; Arthropoda; Insecta; Hymenoptera; Cephidae. Bases 169 to 648 code for a protein of 159 amino acids. Gene Ontology annotation, biological process: positive regulation of voltage-gated potassium channel activity; sleep; regulation of synaptic transmission, cholinergic.